Molecule: messenger RNA, 1076 nt
Organism: Heterobilharzia americana
Lineage: Eukaryota; Metazoa; Platyhelminthes; Trematoda; Strigeidida; Schistosomatidae
Source: the annotation of a GenBank genome assembly
CUGUGAAGUAAACAGUGCAUAAUUCAAAUACCUGUCCACAUUAUGUUCAAGAGCAAUGUUUCCGGAAGGGCAUUUGCCUUAAUACUGCUUUUCUUCAACGGUGUCUCUAUUUUGUUCGGGGUAGCCCUAAUAUCACUGGGAGUUGUCUGUAUUAUUGACCAUGGAAAUAUGUCAGAGGUUGUCGGUUCGUCUCUUUACACAUCUGGUGUAUACAUGCUGAUAUUUUUGGGACUUAUCAUUUUGAUGAUAGCCCUCUGUGGAUAUAUUGCAGCUGACAAGGAAAAUACGUGCCUGAUAGUUUCUUAUAUUUUUGUUUUAUGUUUACUGGCGCUGCUUUUGCUGAUUGCAGGAACAAUAGUUUUAUCUUUCCAAUCCUCACUUGGCGAAUCUGCUAGAAAAGUAAUGAUGGAUACAUUAAAGAAUCACUAUGGGCGGCAUGGAAUAAUAACAGAUGCAUGGGAUUUAGUUCAAAGCAAGCUUCGGUGCUGCGGAGUUGACAACAAUGGAUGGAACGUUUAUAACGGCUCUUGGUGGGAUCUGAUAGUCAACCUGGACCUAUACGAAACGAAUACUAAAUUACCAGAAUCAAGUCUAUUUUAUCUGUUCGUACCAGAUUCUUGUUGUGCAAAAAAACUUGACGGGUUGACUGGUUGGCCAACAGGUGUUUAUCGUGACAAGAAACGUUGUCAGACAUGGCAAUACGGACCGCCAAACAGAAGUCAUGGACCUCACAAUGAUGCUAUCUACUAUGCUGGGUGUUUUGAUAAUUUGAAAAGUUACAUAAACAACUACGCCAGAGCUAUGGGUGCUUUGGCACUUUGUGUUUUCAUUGUAUUGAUAUGCGCCUUGAUAUGUGCAAUAUUUCUGUUUCGUGAGGCGAGAUUCAAGGCUAUGCGGAAGGAAAGGAUGUUAAGCCGAAAGAAUCCAACGUUAUAGAUCUUAUGGACUAUUAAAAUACGUCAUAUACGGUUUGAGCCUGCAACUAUACAUCAGGUUUGAAUAUUUAUUUCAAUAAUAAUCCCGUCCAAUCUUAUAAAAUCUGGACUAAAUAUUUCAAAUAUAUUUUUAGCUAAAUA